Salvia splendens (bonfire salvia) is the source of this 1294-nucleotide messenger RNA. RefSeq names its product vignain. Gene Ontology annotation, biological process: proteolysis. Bases 29 to 1120 code for a protein of 363 amino acids. NCBI's taxonomy places the organism in Eukaryota, Viridiplantae, Streptophyta, Magnoliopsida, Lamiales, Lamiaceae. The record is from RefSeq and is a predicted model, not a curated record. The transcript is spliced from 4 exons. Gene Ontology annotation, molecular function: cysteine-type peptidase activity.
UCCCAUCACAUUCUUGCAAAAAAAAAACAUGAACAGAUUCUUCCUAGCAACGCUCUCGCUCCUCGUGAUCAUCGGUCUCGUGGAGUGCUUUGACUUCCACGAGGCCGAGCUGGAGACCGAGGAGCGCCUGUGGGACCUCUACGAGCGGUGGAGGAGCCACCACACCGUGUCGAGGAGCAUCCACGACAAACAAAAGCGCUACAACGUGUUCAAGGCCAAUGCCCAUUACAUCAACGAUUUCAACAAGAUGGACAAGCCCUACAAGCUCAAACUCAACAAGUUUGCCGACAUGACAAACCACGAAUUCAAGAGCGUCUAUGCCGGUUCGAAGGUGGGCCAUAAUCGAAUGUUCCAAGGGGCCCCACGUGCCAAUCGAAGCUUCAUGUACGAGGAUGUACAUGAUGUUCCGACCUCUGUUGAUUGGAGGAAGAAAGGCGCCGUCACCGCAGUCAAAGAUCAAGGAAGUUGUGGUAGUUGUUGGGCGUUUUCGACUAUUGUUGCGGUUGAGGGGAUAAACUACAUCAAGACGAAGAAAUUAGUGUCUCUAUCCGAACAAGAGCUCGUUGACUGCGACAUCGAGGAGAACCAAGGGUGCAAUGGAGGGCUAAUGGAAGCAGCUUUUGAUUUCAUUCAAAAAAAUGGAGGAUUAACAACAGAGAGUAUCUAUCCUUACACGGCUAAAGAUGGGCAAUGUGACAAGAAAAAGGCGAACGCUCCGGUAGUAGCUAUAGAUGGACAUGAAAAUGUACCCGUGAACAACGAAGAUGCACUGUUGAAAGCGGUAGUUAACCAGCCCGUCUCCGUGGCAAUUGAAGCCGGAGGCCCUGAUUUCCAAUUUUACUCAGAGGGUGUAUAUGCAGGGGAAUGUGGCACUGACCUAGACCACGGGGUGGCAAUCGUUGGGUAUGGCACGACCCUCGAUGGGACAAAAUAUUGGAUCGUGAGGAACUCGUGGGGAGCCGAUUGGGGCGAAAAGGGUUAUGUUAGAAUGCAACGCGGGAUCGCUAAAAAACAUGGACGAUGUGGCAUUGCGAUGGAAGCAUCUUAUCCCAUCAAAAAAUCAUCCAGCAAUCCCGGCGACGAUGAGGGUGAAUCGACAACAAAUAAGGAUGAACUCUAGUUUGAUUUUGCAUUUGCCAUCGACUGUUGUUCUAUUGUUAGAUAAGAAGUUAUUUGGUUAUGUCACACGGAUUGAUUUCUAUGUAUUUGUUAUUGUGUAGUUUAAGUGUGUGUAUGCUCAAUUUAUUGAGUCAUAUCCAUAUCAUGAAUUCAAUAAAAAUAGCUCUUAUGGCUU